CUGGAGUGUGACCUCACGAGACGUUUAGUGUGGUGUUAUGGGGCCCCACCUUGCCCCUCAUUGGGAGUAGUUUUACAAGGUCAUGUUGUCAUUGGACUCUUUUGACUGUGUGGUCACCGUAAUGUCUGUUGAUUUAUAAGUGUUCAUAUUGUGAGUAUAUGUGCUGACGGUCACGUGUUACGGCUGGUUUGUUUUGUUUCUAGGAGGUAGCUGUGGACCCUCUGCUGAAGCAAAAUGUCCCUUGACAAUGUUGCUAUCAAUGCAGACUAUUCGUGGGAUGCCGGAGAACGCGCUCGCCUGCUGCAGAGCCCCAGCGUGGUGACUGUCCAAGAGCCAAGGCGCUUUGCCAGUGGAACAACUCCUGCGGGCGCAGUCUUUAUAGUGGUGAAUGCUGCGCUUGGUGCUGGGCUGUUAAACUUUCCUGCUGCAUUCAGUGCAGCUGGAGGCAUCACUGCUGGAAUAUCCCUGCAACUGGUGAGUUCGUAUGAUACACUGUGAUCUGCUGCUACCUAUCUCUUGUUGCAAAGCUUUACGUGAGAAUCAGAGAAAACAAUGUUCAUGGUGUGAAAUAAUGAUAGGAAUUAUCUAGAAGACAGGUUCUCAACCAAGGUGCACACGCACGCCGCAACAGGGGGUAUGCUAAAAGCUGGCUGGCUGGCUGUGCACUUAGGCUGGCUGGCUGUGCACUAAGGCUGGCUGGCUGUGCACUAAAGCUGGCUGGCUGUGCACUAAGGCUGGCUGGCUGUGCACUAAGGCUGGCUGGCUGUGCACUAAGGCUGGCUGGCUGUGCACUAAGGCUGGCUGUGCACUAAGGCUGGCUGGCUGUGCACUAAGGCUGGCUGGCUGUGCACUAAGGCUGGCUGGCUGUGUUCAGAGGGUUAUGACGUCACUCUGACCCCGGCACCACUAAACAGCGUGCGAGGGAGCAGUUCUAGAAGAUCACGAAGAUGACCGCAGCCACACUGGACCCCAGCGAAAGGAUCCACUCCAGCUCUCCCAGGGAAUGAGACUGAUCUAGAAUAAUGAUCACAGUGUAGAAGGUAUUAAUAAUGAGAACGAUCUAGAAUACUGAUCACAGUGUAGAAGGUAUUAAUAAUGAGAACGAUCUAGAAUACUGAUCACAGUGUAGAAGGUAUUAAUAAUGAGAACGAUCUAGAAUAAUGAUCACAGUCGAUCUAGAAUACUGAUCACAGUGUAAGGUAUUAAUAAUGAGAACGAUCUAGAAUACUGAUCACAGUGUAGAAGGUAUUAAUAAUGAGAACGAUCUAGAAUACUGAUCACAGUGUAGAAGGUAUUAAUAAUGAGCACGAUCUAGAAUACUGAUCACAGUGUAGAAGGUAUUAAUAAUGAGAACGAUCUAGAAUAAUGCUCACAGUGUAGAAGGUAUUAAUAAUGAGAACGAUCUAGAAUAAUGCUCACAGUGUAGAAGGUAUUAAUAAUGAGAACGAUCUAGAAUACUGAUCACAGUGUAGAAGGUAUUAAUAAUGAGAACGAUCUAGAAUACUGAUCACAGUGUAGAAGGUAUUAAUAAUGAGAACGAUCUAGAAUACUGAUCACAGUGUAGAAGGUAUUAAUAAUGAGAACGAUCUAGAAUACUGAUCACAGUGUAGAGGUAUUAAUAAUGAGAACGAUCUAGAAUACUGAUCACAGUGUAGAAGGUAUUAAUAAUGAGAACGAUCUAGAAUACUGAUCACAGUGUAGAAGGUAUUAAUAAUGAGAACGAUCUAGAAUACUGAUCACAGUGUAGAAGGUAUUAAUAAUGAAAACGAUCUAGAAUAUUGAUCACAGUGUAGAAGGUAUUAAUAAUGAGAACGAUCUAGAAUAUUGAUCACAGUGUAGAAGGUAUUAAUAAUGAGAACGAUCUAGAAUACUGAUCACAGUGUAGAAGGUAUUAAUAAUGAAAACGGGGGGGCGGGGCCUGACUGCAGAGCUGAGAGGACGCUUGCCUCCAUAGCUCCGGCUCAAGGGGACACAUAAAGCGACGAAAAACACGUCAAAUAACGAAAAUUGGCAAACAAAGGCCACCCAGCAACAGGGGAUAUCGGGGAGCACACACUGAUACUGCCCAAGCGACAUUUCAAGCGACACGCACCCAACACCCUGAUGCGGCCUACCAGCAUGGUGAGUGCGGGAGAGACGGCCGCUCUCCUGCCGCCAAGAAUGCCUGCAAGCACAAUCAAGAACCCACGCCUCCCCCCCUAUGGCCCGGCGGGGGUUAUCCCGGGCCGCUGCCACAAGCAUCCCUGGAUAAGCAGCGCCCAAACGAGCCUCACGCAAAGCCAGCUGGCAAAUCCCGUGGCCCACAAAAUGGCAGACGACCGGAGCACCGCGGCCUUGCAGCACGCCGACACAGAAACGGAGGCUAGACUCGACUACAUAUUUGGCCUUUUUUGGGAGAAGCUAGAAGCGCUUAUGGGGCCUCAGGAACUGAGGGAGCAGCCUGUCUGGGCACAACAGAACCUGACUCAGAGGUUCAGAAAGAGGGAAGUGGAAAACCCCCAAAACCCCACUCCAAACACAGGCAAGCGUUGGCACAGGGCCACCCUGAAAACCAUAGCUCAACCUACAAUGAAGCCUGCACUGAGGCCUGCACCGAGGCCUAUACUGAUGCCUGCACCGAGGCCUAUACUGAUGCCUGCACCGAGGCCUACACUGAUGCCUGCACCGAGGCCUACACUGAGGCCUGCACCGAGGCCUACACUGAGGCCUGCACCGAGGCCUACACAGAGGCCUGCAACAACGCCUACAUUGAGGCCCACACCAAGGAAAGCACGUAAGAGCCAUCCCGAGAAGAAACAAAGAGGGGGAAUGCAGAAAGCAUCACGACUUCAAAAAAGCCGCCACGCAACCCACAAACGCUUAACUGAAUGCCAAUCCAUGCGAAGACGUGGCAAGUGCAGCCCACACCAUCCGGCGGUGUGGGAAACCCCGUCCACGAGCAGAUCCCGAGCCACUGACCGUGUCACCGACAGCUCUCAGAUGCGGGAGAACCUGGGUCUGGACUGUACUAGAGACUGUAGCUGGUGGGGUAGCUAUGCGGGGACAUUGUCAUUUAACACACCACCACAAAGGCAGCAUGGGUUAGUGGGCAUAGGCUGACCACCCCACUUGAGAGCAGGAUUGGGCUACUACUCCCUUUAGGUCCCAGGUCUCAUACCGGGCAAUGUAGUGUACCCUGAACCAACAUUCACCCACCUUAUACUUCUAAAUAUUGACUACAAGUCUGCUUAACAACCUAAGUUGUCUCUCUCUGAGAUUUAAUUUUUUCUUUUUGUCUUUUCUUCCAUUUUCUCCACACAGUUGGCACCGGUGGCAACAUAACCUGUGAUACUUUAGCAUGAUCUAUAUAGCCACCUCUCCACCUACCAUAGAGCCUAGAAAGAUUUGCAUACUCUGAGAACAGACAUUACCGUUUAGCUCUAGGAAAGUUUCACUAAGCCUGUAACUAAUCUUAUCAUUGCACCUUUUUACUCGUGUUUAACUUAGCAUAAUUCUCAUGUCCUGUUUACCAACCUGAUUCAGCUAUCUAGGUGUACUUUAACUGCCGGGAUCAACAUGUCUUGCUUGUAGAAAUCUUAAUGUUCUUCAUAUAUGAGUAUAUAAAUUGUCUCUCCACUACCAUUUUGAGAGCUGCAGUGUGAAAUAGACCCCAGUGGUAACAAGCUUUUAUGUCUCAUCUAUACCAUGCCUUGUUUAAGCUUCACUAGCAUCCAACAUGUCUAGCUUUUAAAAUUUUCAGCAAUACUGCUCCUUUUAUUGCCCCAACACGUUGCAUGCUCUUGCUUUGUCUUCCGGUAAUUGCAUAGCUAGCCAUGGUGAACCAGCUUGACGUAUACCUAACUGUUUUCUUCUUUUACCUUAAAAAAUGUAUGCAAACCUAACUAGCCACACACCUGUUAUAACUAUGUUCAUUGAGCCUGCUACAGCUGUUGUGGCGAGACAGGCACUGUUGUAAUUUACCGCAUACCAAAAAUAAAGAAUUAUAAAAAAAAAAAAAAAUAAUGAAAACGAUCUAGAAUACUGAUCACAGUGUAGAAGGUAUUAAUAAUGAGAACGAUCUAGAAUAAUGAUCACAGUGUAGAAGGUAUUAAUAAUGAGAACGAUCUAGAAUACUGAUCACAGUGUAGAAGGUAUUAAUAAUGAGAACGAUCUAGAAUACUGAUCACAGUGUAGAAGGUAUUAAUAAUGAGAACGAUCUAGAAUACUGAUCACAGUGUAAUACUGAUCACAGUGUAGAAGGUAUUAAUAAUGAGAACGAUCUAGAAUACUGAUCACAGUGUAGGAGGUAUUAAUAAUGAGAACGAUCUAGAAUACUGAUCACAGUGUAGAAGGUAUUAAUAAUGAAAACGAUCUAGAAUAUUGAUCACAGUGUAGAAGGUAUUAAUAAUGAGAACGAUCUAGAAUAAUGCUCUCAGUGUAGGAGGUAUUAAUAAUGAGAAUGAUCUAGAAUAAUGCUCACAGUGUAGGAGGUAUUAAUGAGAACGAUCUAGAAUACUGAUCACAGUGUAGAAGGUAUUAAUAAUGAGAACGAUCUAGAAUAAUGCUCACAGUGUAGGAGGUAUUAAUAAUGAGAACGAUCUAAAAUAAUGCUCACAGUGUAGGAGGUAUUAAUAAUGAGAACGAUCUAGAAUACUGAUCACAGUGUAGAAGGUAUUAAUAAUGAAAACGAUCUAGAAUAUUGAUCACAGUGUAGAAGGUAUUAAUAAUGAGAACGAUCUAGAAUAAUGCUCACAGUACAGGAGUGUUAAUGCCUUAUCUCACGGACAAAACUUUUUCCAGAAUUAAGCCUCAUGUAGGAAGCUCCACAUGGUAGCGUACAUCAGUCAUAAUUCUGUGUCUGUGGUGAUAAAACACAUUAUUCUAAGUAACUUCAUUAUGGAGCUAAACUAGGUAACUUUAAAUGUCCUGUUGCAACUCUCCAAAGACUCGCCCCUUUUCCCGUCCAGAGACUGCCCCUUUUCCCGUCCACAGACUGCCCCUUUUCCCGUCCAGAGACUGCCCCUUUUCCCGUCCAGAGACUGCCCCUUUUCCCGUCCAGAGACUGCCCCUUUCCGGUCCAUUCUCCUGUCUAGCGAUGGCUCCUUUCCCAGAGACUCACUCCUGAGACUGCUCUAUCCCAUGUCCAAUAAUGUAAUCCCAGUAAUGUACCAAUAGUAAUUCUACCAUAAUCUGUGAGACAGCCACUAUAUUGUAGGAAACAAGUAGCAAGUAAUCCAAGGAACCUGUCAGUGUCAUGUGACAUCUGUAUUUUUCAGUAAUUUCCAUUUACUAUUGAGUACAGAUUCUAGAUUUUAUUUUGAGUCUGGCAUAUUGCAGAUCUUGGUGGAACCAAACCUACUUUAAUCUGGCAGCUGAUUGUUGUUUGUGUGUACAGUAUUUUACAUAGCAAUGUUCCUGUGGUGUCUUUUGGUGUUUGUGUAGGUGCUGUUGCUGUUUAUUAUCAGUGGACUGGUUAUCCUGGCCUACUGUGCUGAUGCAUGCAGUGAGCGGACCUACCAGGAGGUGGUGCGAGGUGUGUGCGGACGCCAUGCAGGGGUGCUCUGCGAGAUUCUCAUAGCUGUCUACACAUUCGGCACCUGCAUUGCUUUCUUCAUCAUUAUAGGGGACCAGCUAGACAAGCGUGAGUUUCUCUGCUUUUGGCAUAUGUCCAACAGCCUUGUGCCUUUAUAACUUUCUAUGCACCACUCUGGGAGCAUGGGAUGUGUGGGUCUCUCUGGGAGCAUGGGAUGUGUGUGGGUCUCUCUGGGAGCAUGGGAUGUGUGUGGGUCUCUCCGGGAGCAUGGGAUGUGUGUGGGUCUCUCUGGGAGCAUGGGAUGUGUGUGGGUCUCUCUGGGAGCACGGGGUGUGUGUGGGUCUCUCUGGGAGCACGGGGUGUGUGUGGGCCUCUCUGGGAGCACGGGGUGUGUGUGGGCCUCUCUGGGAGCACGGGGUGUGUGUGGGUCUCUCUGGGAGCAUGGAGUGUGUGUGGGUCUCUCUGGGAGCAUGGAGUGUGUGUGGGUCUCUCUGGGAGCACGGUGUGUGGGUCUCUCUGGGAGCACGGUGUGUGGGUCUCUCUGGGAGCACGGGGUGUGUGUGGGUCUCUCUGGGAGCAUGGGAUGUGUGUGGUUCUCUCUGGGAGCACGGGAUGUGUGUGGUUCUCUCUGGGAGUAUGGGAUGUGUGUGGGUCUCUCUGGGAGCAUGGGAUGUGUGGGUCUCUCUGGGAGCAUGGGAUGUGUGUGUGUGUGGGUCUCUCUGGGAGCAUGGGAUGUGUGUGGGUCUCUCUGGGAGCACGGGUGUGUGUGGGUCUCUGUGGGAGCAUGGAAUGUGUGUGGGCCUCUCUGGGAGCACGGGGUGUGUGUGGGUCUCUGGGAGCAUGGGGUGUUUGUGGGUCUCUGGGAGCAUGGGGUGUUUGUGGGUCUCUCAGGGAGCAUGGGGUGUUUGUGGGUCUCUGGGAGCAUGGAGUGUGUGUGGGUCUCUCUGGGAGCACGGUGUGUGUGGGUCUCUCUGGGAGCACGGGGUGUGUGGGUCUCUCUGGGAGCACGGGGUGUGUGGGCCUAUCUGAAUUGUGUUAUGACAAAGUACACUAGGGAUAGGCAACAUUCUAGAUUUCACUUACUACGCUGUUAGCCUCUCGUGCAGCCUUAGUGAUGGUGAAAUCUGACUUUUCAACCCUCCUGUAAAUGAUAAUGUAAGAGUGUUUGGCCUUUAUGGGUUACCUGCUCACUCUUGUAUCUGUGAGUGCUGCACUCUGGAUGUUAUUGUGAAUUGAAUACCAUUAGUAAUGUUUCUGCACUAGACGUGUCUUACCUCCAAUUGUUUUCUUGUCUCCUCACCUGCUUCUGUUGGUGUAGUUCUUAGUGCAAUGAUGCACAAUGCAGUAGGGGGCAGUAUUCCAUGGUAUGCUGACCGUAAGUUCACCAUCACAGUGACAGGCCUUCUGUUUAUCCUGCCACUCUCCCUCCCAAGAGAGAUCAGUGUCCAGAAAUAUGCCAGGUAAGCACAUACUGUACUUUUAUAGUCUUGUUAAUUGUUACUAAAAACAAUCCCAGGACAGCAUAUUGGCAUUAUCAUAAGGCUUACUUUAGCUCAUCAUUCCACGUGUGGAUUCCUGCUCCCUCCUCUUACUAUGGUGUCUGUCCAUGUGUGGCUGCCCGCUCUCUCCUCUUAUUGUGGUGUCUGUCCAUGUGUGGCUGCCCGCUCCCUCCUCUUAUUGUGGUGUCUGUCCACGUGUGGCUGCCCGCUCCCUCCGCUUGCUGUGUGUCUGUCCAUGUGUGAAUGCCUGCUUCCUGCUCUUACUGUGGUGUCUGUCCAUGUGUGGAUGCCCGCUUCCUCCUCUUACUGUGGUGUCUGUCCAUGUGUGGAUGCCCGCUCCCUGCUCUUACUGUGGUGUCUGUCCAUGUGUGGAUGCCCGCUCCCUCCUCUUACUGUGGUGUCUGUCCAUGUGUGGAUGCCCGCUCCCUCCUCUUACUGUGGUGUCUGUCCAUGUGUGGCUGCCUGCUCCCUCCUCUUAUUGUGGUGUCUGUCCACGUGUGGCUGCCCGCUCCCUCCGCUUGCUGUGUGUCUGUCCAUGUGUGAAUGCCCGCUCCCUGCUCUUACUGUGGUGUCUGUCCAUCUGUGGAUGCCCGCUCCCUCCUCUUACUGUGGUGUCUGUCCCUGUGUGGCUGCCCGCUCCCUCCUCUUACUGUGGUGUCUCUCCACGUGUGGCUGCCCGCUCCCUACUCUUACUGUGGUGUCUGUCCAUCUGUGGCUGCCCGCUCCCUCCUCUUACUGUGGUGUCUGUCCAUCUGUGGAUGCCCGCUCCCUCCUCUAACUGUGGUGUCUGUCCAUGUGUGGCUGCCCGCUCCCUCCGCUUACUGUGGUGUUUGUCCAAGUGAGGCUGCCCGCUCCCUCCGCUUGCUGUGUGUCUGUCCAUGUGUGAAUGCCCGCUCCCUGCUCUUACUGUUGUGUCUGUCCAUGUGUGGAUGCCCGCUCCCUCCUCUUACUUUGGUGUCUGUCCAUCUGUGGAUGCCCGCUCCCUCCUCUUACUGUGGGUCUGUCCAUCUGUGGAUGCCCGCUCCCUCCUCUUACUGUGGUGUCUGUCCAUGUGUGGCUGCCUGCUCCCUCCUCUUAUUGUGGUGUCUGUCCACGUGUGGCUGCCCGCUCCCUCCGCUUGCUGUGUGUCUGUCCAUGUGUGAAUGCCCGAUCUUUGCUCUUACUGUGGUGUCUGUCCAUGUGUGGAUGCCCGCUCCCUCCUCUUACUGUGCUGUCUGUCCACGUGUGGCUGCCCACUCCCUCCUCUUACUGUGCCGUCUGUCCACAUGUGGCUGCCCGCUCCCUCUUCUUACUGUGGUGUCUGUCCACGUGUGAAUGCCCGCUCCCUCCUCUUACUGUGGUGUCUGUCCAUGUGUGGCUGCCUGCUCCCUGCUCUUACUGUGGUGUCUGUCCACGUGUGGCUGCCCGCUCCCUCCGCUUGCUGUGGGUCUGCCCACGUGUGGCUGCCCGCUCCCUCCGCUUGCUGUGGGUCUGCCCGCUCCCUCUGCUUGCUGUGGGUCUGUCCACGUGUGGCUGCUCGCUCCCUCCGCUUGCUGUGGGUCUGUCCACAUGUGGCUGCUUGCUCCCUCCGCUUGCUGUGGGUCUGUCCACGUGUGGCUGCCCGCUCCCUCCGCUUGCUGUGAGUCUGUCCACGUGUGGCUGCCUGCUCCCUUCUGUUGUGAAUAGGAGGUAUAUCGGUCCAGUUGGGGUUAUGUUUCUUCUCUCUCUUGCAGUUUUCUUAGUGUACUUGGCACAUGUUAUGUGACCGUCAUUGUGAUAGUCCGAUGUAUCUGGCCAAGCAGUGUGAUUCCAACGCGUGAUAUCCCAUCCAGGUAAUCCACCCAGUCAGCAUCAUGUGCUUGUUUGUGUAGCUUUUAGUUGUGCCCUCUGUGUUCACUUAUGGCAAAGAGAAAAACUGUAAUAAAUAUGUGCCAGAAGAAAAUAUAUAUAUUUAUUGAUUGUAAUGUUAUAUACUAGAAUUGCUGCAGUAUAACUGUAGGAUUCAUUUAUAAACAAUCAGCAAAUAUGACACGAAUCCCAUACAAUCCAAACCAAUCCGGUAAAUGGGUUCCAUGGUAUUUAAUCAAGCAUUGCCAUCUGACUCUGAUUAUUAAUUGAGGUUUAUCAGAGUCGUGCAUUAUAAAGGACAAAUUCUUCUUAUUUACUGUAAUUUUCCAUUUCCCUAGCUAUUAAUCAUGGCAGCAUAAACACAUGGGCUAGCUCACCCCCCUACAGCCGAUGGGACAGAAAAUAACGAGAGUCUUUAAAAAGAGGACCUGGUCAUAAGAUCUCCAGUCUGUAGCUAGCUCCACGGGAGACUUAAAAAAAAUCUAUCAAUGGUUGGGUAUUAUAUGAUGCCGUGAAAAUUAGCCAGGAAAAAAAAAUUACGGUAAGUAUGAAUACAUUUUCCAUUUCCCUGGCUAAUCAUGGCAGCAUAUACUAAUGGGAAUACCCAAGCUUUUAAGUCGUAGACGUAGAUGGCUGCAAAACAAGGCUAUUCAAACAUAAGUAAAUACAGGUACUUGUAAAUGACUCAAAGAUUGGACUGAGUGAGGCAUUGACAUCCAGUUUGUAAUGCCAAAUAAAUGUGUUCAAUGAAGUCCAAAUGCAGUCAGAAGGGGCAUUCCACACCGAAGCUCUCGAUGCUGAAACUGUUUGUGUUAGUGUAAUAGACUGACACUGGUAGGCUUUGGAGAUAGCCAAUACCACCAACUGUCUUAAUGUGGAGGCGGAGGCCGCUUACCCCUUCUGUGACCAAAUAGCAACACAGAGAGUCUAGAUGACUUUGAGCUGGUCUUCUCAAUGUAGAGCUUUUACCACAUCCAAAUUAUUAUUAUUAUUGCCACUUAUAUAGCGCCAACAGAUUCCAUAGCGCUUUACAAUAUUAUAAGAAGGGGGAUUUAACUAUAAAUAGGACAAUUACACGAAAACUUACCGGGACAAUACGUUGAAGAGGACCCUGCUCAAACAAGCAGUGUCUCCUCAUAUGGGAAGGAAGGAGAGGGAUAGAAUGAUGGUAACACCUCCUCCUUGUUCAGGAUGGAACUUGGAGACCACUUUCGGCAGUAAUAGCAUGAAAAACAACCUUGUCCUGCUGGAAAAUAGUGAACAGAGCUUCACAGGACAAAUCCUGGAGUUUGCAUAUUCUGAAGAAAGCGCUGCCAGUAGAUGAACCUUUUGAAACAAUAAUCACAUAGAAGGCUCUUCCAGUGGUUCAAAAGGAGACCUAGUCAUGGCAUGUAAGACUAGUGAAUUGCAGACAUAAACACCUUUAGUGGAGGUCUUAUCUUAAUUACUGCCUUCAUAAAUCGUACCACCAAGGGUUCCAAUGCCAAGUGGAUUUUCUGUUAAUGCGGAAAGUGCAGAGACAUCAAGGUAAUAUAACUAAGAUCCUCUACAAAGGACAAGGUUGGUGCAUUUACCUCAACAUUCUGUCCCUUGGACUAACUGACAAAAGCAUGGCAAAUUUUAUAGUAAGUAGAAGAGGUCAAAUACUUACAAUAUUGCAAAAGCAUCUUAAUGGCAGUAUCCUAUACACCCUUUUCUACUAGAGAUUCCCACUCACCAUCCAUGCCAUCAACCACAGUGCUUGUGGAUUUGGGUAGCGAAAGGGAACUUGAAUCAAUAGGUCUGGGUGGGCUGGAAGUUCACUAGGAGGCUCCCGAAUAAUCCGUCUCACUGCAGGGAACCAAGGUCGCUGUGGUCAAAAGGGAAGGAUUGCUACAAUCUCUGCCUUCUCCUGAAUCAAAACUGCUUAAAUCAGUGGAAUUGGAGGGAACAUGCAUGCCAGCAGGAUAUUCCAAGUCUGGGUGAGAGCAUCCUUUACUUGGGUUUGGGGAUUAUAGUUCCCAGAAAAUUAUGCCAGUACUUGAUUGUUCUAAGAAGUGGCCAUUAAGCCUGUCUGAGAUUUCACCCAGAUCUGAGUCAACUCCAAGAACACUUCAGGACAUAACUGCCAUUUGACUUUGUCCAUGGUCACUGGCUAAGGUAGUCCCCAAUGGUAUUAUGGACUUCUGGAAGGUGGACUGCUGAUAGGCCCUGGGUGUGUCUUUGUGCCCAAAUCUUUAUGGGUCUCAAUUUUUUUCAUUAAUAGGCAAAUGUGAGUUGUCUGUGUGAAUCCUUAUUUAUUUGCUCUCCAGAAGAUCCUUGAAAUGAAGAAAAGCUCUGUAAAUGGUUUGUAACUCUUAAGACAUUGCAUGGCAGCAUUGUCUCCUCUUUGAUCAACAACCCCUGGGUGACCUGGUCAUGGCAAUGUACUUCCAUCCUUGUGAGCUCAAGUCGCUUGUCACAAUUAGUACGUGUUCUGUCCAAGGGCUGAGAUGGAGCUUUACUGUUGAAAGAUCACCAGAGAUUGAUUCCAAUUCAUCCCUUCUUGUUAAACUGGAUUAAGAAUGAUUUUUGUGAGAACCUGAGAUGCUAUUGGGUCUAUCUGACCAGACCACUGUUGGAUGCUAAAAUGCCCAGCAGCUGCAUAUGUUUUCAUGCAGAUACUAUUUGUAGAGGUAGAAACUUUUAAAGAAAACUUAAAUCUGCAAUCUUUCCUGAGAUUGAGAAAUGGUGUUAAAGUGAUUCAUGAAGGUCUGCUCUCUUAACCCCUCUAUCCACAUUUACUUCAAGUUCCUUUACCCAACUCUUCAUGACUCUAGGUACUGCAGUAAGAACACCAGCUAGAUGGCAUCCUGGUCCAGCAGCUGUGUAUAUCAUGGACAAGUCUGCUUCCAACUUGCAGUAUAUUGGUUCGCGUAGAGAAGCAGAGCUGUCUAAACGGUAACAUGGUUUUCCAGGUGUAACGGAUCACCUGGCACCCCGAUUGGGUACCUCCGUUAAAGGAUGCUCCUAGCGCUUCAUGAGGACUCCAAGCACUGCAGCAGACACCACAACCACCGAAUCGGAGAAGCAUACGAAUGCUCGAAGUGCACCUUCGGCUCCCUGUGAUACAUACUGCCGCUGGGGAGGAAGGACAGCACCUCCAGCUCCCUGUGAUACAUACUGCCGCUGGGGAUCUGGGCCGACCGCCCAGCAUCCCUGUAGGGCCGGUAGAGAGACCGCCGUCCCAUCUCCACCUGCCAUCUGUGGGUCUUCUUUGGACCAGUCUGUGAGGUCCCUCGACUUUUGUGAGUAAGGACCACCUGCUUCUGCACUUGGCAACUCCGGCUGCUGCUGGGGAUCUGGGCCGGCUGCCCAGCAUCCCGGUGGAGAGACCUCGGUCCCAUCUCCACCUGCCUGUUGUGGUUCCUCACAGGACCAGUCUAUGAGGACCCCUUACAUCGGUUUCCUCCGGCCGCCUCAGGGGGAGACGGCUAACCUCCUCGGAUGCAGCCUCUACUCGGCUGCUGUAACACUCCUUCCGCUGAGCAUACUCUCUCUUUCGCCAGCCGGAAUUCUCGGUCCAGCCUUGUGUUUCGCUCGGCCGUGACCUAGUUCCAGAUCUCCCGGAGUAUCUCCAUGGAUACAUCAUCCCCAUACUGGGCCACUCGCUGCCUCACCUCGGCCAGCCAAUCAUCUUCAGAGCCAGAGCCUUCCAUACCUGUCUGCUCCCAGUCGCUGGAUACCUCUGCUCCCAUGGACGCUGCACGAGUGCUAGGUUUGCCCUCAAUUUGUAACUCCACGAACGGUGUCUCUGAGCUGCUUUACCUUGCACUAGGACACCAUCCCACCGCUUUCCACCAAUGUAACGGAUCACCUGGCACCCCGACUGGGUACCUCCAUUGAAGGAUGCUCCUAGCGCUUCCUGAGGACUCCAAGCACUGCAGCAGACACCACAACCACCGAACCGGAGAAGCAUACAAAUGCUCUCAAGCAUAUGAAUGCUGUAAACAGCUGAACAGGAAAAGCAUACAAUCAGCUUACACUCUUGGCAAUCAGCAUACAAACCAAUUAGCCCAAUAACGAGAAGACACUUCGUUUUGAGGGUUAAGCAGGAACACCCAUUGUACAGCGCUACGGAAUUUGUUGGCGCUAUAUAAAUAAUAAAAUAAUAAUAAUAACUGACUGUACUGGCACAUACAGCCUCUUUUAUUCACAAUCCACAAACAUAGUACUGCCCACAGGGUUUUGAAAUACAACCAGUCAAUCCGUACAAUACACACAGACACUCCCACACAAAAUCCUCCCCUCUGCCUGUGAUAUGAUUACUGAACACAAUGGGUAAUCUAAUUAUCACAGACAGAGAAAUACAGUUUCAUAAAACACAUCACAGGGACCCCAAAACAUGCAAUAACCCCAUAAAAAGUAUAUCCUCGUGUUAAGACACUCACAGCUUAAAUGGGUGAAACCGCCGUUUAGUUAAUCUUCCCCCUUUCAGAGACACAGGCUCUAUUGCAGUAGACCGCCAAACUCCCGAACGGAGUAUAAGGGAAUGCGGUAAACCCACAAACAAAGAAUCAGCCGAACUCCUUCCACGGCUAAAACAGGCGAAAUAAUAUUUCCAAGUAGCAAUUAGCAGUAGAAAGAGGGAAGUGCUCAUGCCAUUGUACAGAACACUGGUGAGACCUCACUUGGAGUAUUGUACACAGUACUGGAGACCGUAUCUUCAGAAGGAUAUUGAUACCUUAGAGAGGGUUCAGAGAAGGGCUACUAAACUGGUUCAUGGAUUGCGGGAUAAAACUUACCAGGAAAGGUUAAAGGAUCUUAACAUGUAUAGCUUGGAGGAAAGACGAGACAGGGGGGAUAUGAUAGAAACAUUUAAAUAUAUAAAGGGAAUCAACACAGUAAAGGAGGAGACUAUAUUUAAAAGAAGAAAAACUACCACAACAAGAGGACAUAGUCUUAAAUUAGAGGGACAAAGGUUUAAAAAUAAUAUCAGAAAGUAUUACUUUACUGAGAGGGUAGUGGAUGCAUGGAAUAGCCUUCCAGCUGAAGUGGUAGAGGUUAACACAGUAAAGGAGUUUAAGCAUGCGUGGGAUAGACAUAAGGCUAUCCUAACUAUAAGAUAAGGCUAGGGACUAAUGAAAGUAUUUAGAAAAUUGGGCAGACUAGAUGGGCCGAACGGUUCUUAUCUGCCGUCACAUUCUAUGUUUCUAUGUUUCAAUCCUCCCAAACACGAAACCAAGCUCCGUCUUGAGGGUAAAACAGGAAUCUGCUUUAUUGAGGGCUACCUGCCCGUUAUUUAUGCAGGUCUCCCACCUGGUGGACACUCCCCUAGGGGACCAGAUGGAAGACUGGGACAUAUAUUGUACAGUAGCCAAUCACAGUGGCUCAGGUUUAAACACUCCCCUUUACACAAGUAAAUCCCUCCUCUCUAUCCUGGAGAUAAUUGGGAAGAAAUCCAAUUAUCUCCAAGGAUUAUUAUUAUUAUUAUUAUCAUUUAUAUAGCGCCAACAGAUUCCGUAGCGCUUUACAAUAUUUUGAGGGGGGGGAUGUAACAAUAAAUAGGACAAUUACAAGAAAACUUACAGGAACAAUAGGAUAGAGGCAAACCGCCAUUUUACAUGAUACAUUAAAAAUGCAUAAAAAUACAUAACUAUAAAAAUACCGAAUACAUUUGAUUUGUGUAACAUAUCCCCAGAUAGCCUCGAUCUGAGCGCACAUUACUACCGAAUAGCAUAGACCCAAUGCACACAGUUCAAUCGCCAUGGAGUCAAAGUCUUUCACACUGUCCUUUCGGUAUACGAUUGACUCCAUGGGAUGGCUAUCUGGGUUAAGUCCAUUCGUAUGAUCCAAAGUCCCGAACGGACCGGCGUUCGUAUGCCCGAUGAUAAGAAGGGCGGUCGGUAGUUUCAGCGGUGUUCGGUAGGAAAAAGUGUCCGUUUAGAGUUCCAUAAGUUCUUCGUCAAACACCGCUGUUCAUUUGCGUGGUUAAAAUGGCCGCCGCCUCAUGGUCGACAUGUGAACGACGACCACCCUGCAUACGGAUAGAAUGAAGAGGUGUCUGCGGUUAACCACAACGUUCUAAUUGGGGCCAAGAGGUUAACCAGCAGCACACUUCUCUUCUGUGUGACCGUCCGUUUGGUAGUUUUGUUCAGCGUAACGUGCAAUAAACGAACAGGGACGUACGGGCAGGUAAUUCCACGAACUUAAAUGAAACAGACGAACCAGCAAUUAGUCUUUACACAGAUGGAUCUGUCACACCUCGGAACUGGGGGAUCUGGGUGAACCACAUAUCCAAAAUUCACCCAGAUCCGUUCAGUACUUUGGAAGAUACAGUUUAAUGCAGAUUCCGCAGAACAUAUAGAGGGUAAAUGAAAAACAAUUACUGUAUAAUGUGUCCCCUGUUGUAUAGUUUAAAACUACUGAACGAUGUCUCUGUGCACCAAAUACCGGCGAGAUGGCACCAUGUAGAAAAGUCCAAACAGUGUCUGUGAGUUAAAAUGGCCGCCACCCAUUGUUCUCACCAUGUGCUCCAUCCAUUGUUCUCACCAUGUGCCUCUGAUACAGGAAAUGGUGGCCACCCAGUAACUCCACAGUAUGUCCCCAGAUGGUUCUUAAAGGGGCAGCAGCAGCACAACACAAAUCCAUUAUGCCCAAAUCUUGUAUUUAAAGGGCCAAACCUCCCAGGGACCAUAAUCACAGGGCAAGAGGCUGGCAAGCAGUCCUCUCUAGGCACAAGUGGCGGGGCUGGUUCCGCCACAAGAAUAUUCACUGAACUCUAACUUUUAAGGUAAAAUUGACAAACUGGAAACAUUUUUUCUAUUUUGGCCAUUGUACGCCUUUUUAACUUUGUUCUUUGAUGUCUCCCCAGCCCAUCCACUUGGCUUGCCGUGUUCAAUGCAGUCCCAACAAUCUGUUUUGGGUUUCAGGUAUUUUACUCUUGUACCAUUCUUAUUUUGAAACACUCACUAUUACAGUGGUAUUUUUCUUAUGCCUUCCAUCUCGUGACACGUGGCCUUUUUGUUGUCCUUGUCUAUGCCAGCUAACAGUGUGUUUGUCCUUGGCAGUGCCAUGUGAGCAGUGUACCUGUGUACGGCAGUAUGCAGCAGCAGGACAUUAAGAGAUGGGGAUAUAUAGUGACCGUUGCCAUGUUCAUUGCAUUAUGUGUUUACACUGGGACAGGUGAGAACCAGCCUGGGGAGACGACACAUACUUUGAUAAUACAGUAUAGUUCCUGUUCAGUACAUGUGAUUGAACUCACUAUGAACUAUUUAUUCCGUCAAUGACAGAUCUCACAAAGCAAGUACUGGAUUUUCCUUUCUGUUUUUUGUAUCCCACACUGUUUUCUAGUCUAUGAUAUGAUUCCUCUAUUCUUGCCUUGGUUAGUCCAUCUUGCACACUGGCUAUUUUCCUGUAUUUGGUUGGUAUCUCCUUACCUUGCUAUUUAAGAGAAUCCUUUCUCUUCACUCAGCCCCUGUCCCUCCAGUUUUGUCCAUUGUGAUUGUACUUUCCGAAGAGUCCAUCCUCUGCUUUCUUCAUCGAUCAUCGCACAUUCUUGUACUUUCCCCCCCUUUUCAUCCUCUGCUUUCUUUUCCAUUCUCCUUUUUUGCUUUCUUUUCCAUUCUCCUUUUUUGCUUUCUUUUCCAUUCUCCUUUUUUGCUUUCUUUUCCAUUCUCCUUUUUUUGCUUUCUUUUCCAUUCUCCUUUUUUGCUUUCUGCUCUAGUCUGUCUUGCCUUCUUUACUUUUCAGUCACUAUUUGCUGGUCCCUGCUUUCUUUAAUCCCUUCCCUCAAUGAUCCAGUCUGCAAGUUCUGAUCUGUUUUUCCUAUUAAUACUGUGCUUGGUCUCAUGGCUGCUGAGUUAUUCUCCCAUUUUUCUUACUGUUGAUGCUAGUGUUUUGCGGUUAGCCUCCUCUUUGUGCCCCACGUGGCAUACUCCUCUGGAUAGUUGGCUGAUACCUCUCUAUGUUUAGGAGUCUGUGGAUUCCUGUUGUUUGGGUCAGAUGUAGAUCAGGAUGUCCUCCUAUCUUUCCCGUCUGAUGAUGUUGCAGUUGCAGUAGCACGGGCAUUCAUCAUCCUGUGUGUCCUGACCUCAUACCCCAUACUCCAUUACUGCGGCCGGUGAGUUCCUGUUCUAUGGGUACUUGUAUGUUCUGUGUUUGAUAGGGCUGUAACAUCCCAGCCAUCCAUACCCUAAAGCAGCGCAAUGAAUCACUAUUGUUCCUACACACAAACGCAUGUUUCGUUAUCAAAGUAGUGCAAAAUGUGAAUUUUACUGCAUAAAAUAAGAUAAUAAAUAUUAACUCUGCAAAAUCCAUAAUUCUUCAACUAGAUAGUCAGAUGGAAAAUGCUUCAAUCCACACAGAUAAAUGAAUAUAAUUUUGCUAUUGUGGCUGGGGCAUGCAGGGGGAGCCACUGGAUGUGUUUUCUACCUUUGCUGUUAACGUUUUCAUAGGGGAGGAGGUCUGGCUAUCAUUUUGAACACUUUAAAGCAGAGACGGGGCUUGCACACACUGCCCCUAGGAUAAAGGUAUUUUUUAAUUGUUACAAUAAAAAAAUAGUUGAGACCGCAUACAAUUCUAUGCAUACAGUUGGAACACAAAACUGCUGUGAAUGCUGAUGUAUGUAUACUGAGACUCUCUCCAUACAUACAAGGCAGAAAGGACUCCCAUUGAGUGAGAAUAUAAAAGACAAUUUCUUAAAAAUUGCCAGACCUCCCUAUUAAAAGUCCGCAUUCAAUCAGUUUUGUGUUCUGAUUGUAUGCAUAGACACAUUAGAUAGCGAGGUCCCAAGUAUUUUUUGUCCUAUUUAUUGUGUAAAUAGGUUUGAGGUUUUGUCCUAUCCAAAGGAGUGCUGCCCGUAGUGGUCUAUUGUGGUCAUUUUAGUUUUUAUGUCACUUUAAGGGGAAAGCCUCUGUUAUUUUAUGCUAUUCUCUUCUUCCCUCUCUCAUUACCAUCUGCGCUCCUAGUUUAUUAUUUUUAAUUGCUGUGCAUUCAAUUAGAGCCCCCCAGGUGUUGCUGAACUACAACUCCCAUGAUUCUCUGGCUAUCUGUGUAAUUCAAAGAAUCAUGGGAGUUGUAGUUCAGCAACAUCUGGGGGGGCCGGAGUUUGAGGACCCAUGUAUUAGAGUGGGUUUUGUUACACAGAAACUGACAUUAAAAUAUCUUCCAAUGUUAUUAUAGUAAAUCGCUCACAGUCCUGCAGGGAUGGCUAAAAAGUUUGGAUAGAUUUUCUGCAUAAUAUAUUCAAAGACUACGUUCUUUCUGUAACGAGUGUAGAAGAAUAAUGCUCAGCCUGCAGACGCAGGGAGGAAGUGACCACCAUGAGGACACGCAACGCAUGUUGUGCCUCGCAGGCAUUUACUGUGCUUGGUCCCUCUAUCUAUUUGCACCUUAUUCCAGUCUAUAAAAAAAGGUUCAAAUUACAUGUUUCUUUUCCAUUUAUUUUUCUUUCUGUUUUAAGGUAUAAAAAUAUCUUUCAAAUUGUGAACAAAUUAGCAUUAUAAAAAACCAACAUAAACAUUUUUUUAUGCAUAAUCUUUAUUUUAUUCAAAUGGUUCAAACUGAUAUAUUCCAGUUAAAUCUAUAUUUAUAUCUGUCCUGCCAGCUAACCUCCCCCAUUCUGUGUCCUGCCGGCUAACCUCCCCGUACUGCGUCCUGCCGGCUAACCUCCCCGUACUGCGUCCUGCCGGCUAACCUCCCCAUACUGCGUCCUGCCGGCUAACCUCCCCAUACUGCGUCCUGCCGGCUAACCUCCCCGUACUGCGUCCUGCCGGCUAACCCACCCGUACUGCGUCCUGCCCGCUAACCUCCCCAUACUGCGUCCUGCCGGCUAACCUCCCCGUACUGCGUCCUGCCGGCUAACCUCCCCGUACUGCGUCCUGCCGGCUAACCCACCCGUACUGCGUCCUACCCGCUAACCUCCCCGUACUGCGUCCUGCCGGCUAACCUCCCCGUACUGCGUCCUGCCUGCUAACCCACCCGUACUGCAUCCUGCCGGCUAACCUCCCCAUACUGCGUCCUGCCGGCUAACCUCCCCGUACUGUGCAUAGCCGGCUAACCUCCAUCAUAUGGUGUCCUGCUAGCUAAUCUCCCCAUCAUGCGCUGCUGUCACAGUGGAGGUGUAAUCCUGCUGUGUCAAGCUUCUCGUUUGCUUUCAUCCUGCAGAGAGGUGUUUACAUUGGUUGUUCAUGGGAAUGUUGUCAUUGCACAUAAUCAGCAUGGCUAAGAACACCACUUCUAAGCCAUUAAUGUCCACUCCGUAAAUAUAUCACAAGAUCUCAUUGAAGUGAUGGUUAUUGGCAAUUCCAAGAUGGGACACAUCCUAAUGUCUCACUGUUGUUUUAAUUUUGUGCAGGAGAGUGCCCUCUCUCCACACAGAUCUUCCAUGGCUGAUUGUUCAUUGUGAUUUCGUUUCAGAGCCGUUCUGGAGGGUCUAUGGCUUCGUGUCACUUCUCAGGAGUCUGGUGAAGAUCCUGGCAGAGAAAGAUGCCGUAGGAUUUUGCAGACAGGGACCUGGUUUUUGCUCACUUUGUUGCUAGCUCUCUUCAUCCCAGACAUUGGAAGGGUCAUCUCUCUGAUUGGGGGACUCGCUGCGUGCUUUAUAUUUAUAUUUCCCGGUCAGUAUGUUGGCUUUCACAGCUCAGAAUAUCUUGUCUCUUCAUAUACUAUAGAAGUAGUUUACUAGAUGGCUACAUUCAGAAUAUGUGUACACAAAGCCCUGAGUGAAAUCCUUUAGAAUACAAGAUAUUGUGUAUUGCUGUAGAAUAUUGGAACCCAGAAUACAUAAUUCAGUGAGAAUAAAGACCACGCUGGAGUGGGUGAAAAUGGGGAUUUACUAAUAAAAUAAACUUGUCUAUCCUGUGCAGGUCUGUGCCUCAUACACUUGAAGUGUUCAGAAAUCCAGGAACAGAGGAGCAGGAGGUAAAUUCUGUUAGUGUACACAGUGAUUUUUACAAACACUGCCGCUGUAGGUAGUUUAAUUGGCCGUCAUGGCUUGUUUUUCCCUUCCUAAUGCUUCUUGUACCUUAAUAAUCACACUCUACCCUUCCUUUAUAUUUUAAUCUCUUUGUUCUGAAUCUCACUAUCUGUGAGCAGCCAUUUUAUUCUCCUGUGCCCCGGAUGUCUCCACAUUGCGUUUCUGUAAAAUAGAUUUUAGGGAUUAUCACUGUUUCUGAUUGGUGUGACGUUUAUGACUGGGAGAGCAACUGCUAAGAUGUUUUAUGGUUUCCAUACUUGGAGUGCAGACUGUCUCUCAGUCCUUGUUGAAGAAUAGAUUGAUAGACGGGAGAAAUACUUAUUUAAAUAGUUUGUUUCCACAAUCUCUACAAUUGCUAGUAAAUUGUAUGUACCGUGACAGGGACACUUUAAUAGCUGGAUGAUUGUUAGCCAGUGAGGAUUAAGGAAUAUAACAUGGCUAUGCCGUGCCACUGUGGAUGAAAUCUCACAAACAUUUUAACAAUCAGCCUCCCUUUACUUAGAGCUGCUUCCCCCUAGCAGUCUAGAGGCUCUGUGCUAGCGCACUGUCUAGUAUGUGUCCAUGCGCUGCACACCAUGAAUGUGCGCUGUCCUGACAAUUCCUACUAAUAGCGCUCUGUCCUGAUCUUGCAGAUGGUGGGCAUUGGUCAGUUACGGUGUUACCAUGGUUACCAUAGGAGCCUUCAUCUUUGGACAGACCACCACUAAGGCCAUCUUUGUGGACUUCAUGGGAUGACCAUUGAGAUGCCGACUGUUGGAGAAACUAAACUGCCAGUGAAUACUUGAAUAUUACUGUUUAUUUAACACAUUCCUCCCCAUGUCCUCUACAGACGCUUUGUCAGUUGUUGAAUCAAAACUAAAAGGGAAAAGAACAGCUCUAGCAAAGCGCUAAAAACAAUCAUUAAUUGUGUGGACAAAAUGUUUGUAAUCUAAGCUUUGUACUGAUGUCAGUUGUUGUUUCUUUUCUAUCAACCUCUGUGUUAUUUCCUUUAGUAAAUGGCCAAUGUUCGAGCACAUCAGAAAUAUAGAAAUACCUCAGUUUGCUAGAGAAGCCUAUGUGAUGUCUGGUUUACCCUGGGGUGUUUUAAGUUUUACAAAUUUUCAAAGACUCAGCUGAGUGUAAAAGAGGACUUGACAAGAAAAAACACCCUACCAGUAUAGUAUAAUCUAGCACACUACCAUUGGACACUAUGGCAACAGAAAAACUCGUUAAUAUAUUUACUCUGUUGCACACUGUCCAGAUUUAUUUACAUUUAUUUAAAAGAUACCUGCUCCCAAACUAAUGUUGCCAGACCUAUAUUACAAUAAUGACAUACUUAAAGGAACGCUAUAGGGUCAGGAACACAAACAUGUAUUCCUGUCCCUAUAGUGUUAAAACCACCAUCUAGCCCCCCUGGGCCCCUCAUGCCUCCAUAAAUAUAGCAAAAUCUUACUGUAUUCAAGCCUGAAGUUGUAACUUUGCAUGCUGUUAGACUCAGAAAAACAAGCAGUCUGCUGACAUCAUCAGAAGUGGGGGCCUGAUCCAAUCACAAUGCUUCCCCAUAGGAUUGGCUGAGACUGACAAGGAGGCAGAUCAGGGGCAGAGCCAGCACGAUUCAAACACAGCCCUGGCCAAUCAGCAUCUCCUCAUAGAGAUGAAUUGAAUCAAUGAAUCUCGAUGAGGAAAGGUAAUGAUUCUACUCACCAGAACAAAUUCAAUAAGCUGUAGUUGUUCUGGUGACUAUAGUGUCCCUUUAAGGUUUAAGGAUAUUAUCAAACCCAUUAUUCAUAGAGGAGAAAAAUAAAAUAUAGAUACAGAAAACAUCAAAGUAUCUUUGGGGAGAAAAUAAGGAGUGUUAGCAUCGCAGAGAAAGAAUUGUUUACACAUUGUGAAACAUGCAGCAUGAUCAGUUACAGUUCAUGAUUUGUAUGGGGAAUAUUACAAUAUUGCACUUUUUGUAUGAUUCCAAUAAUUGUUGUGUUAGUUUUAGUCUCCUUAAAUUACCAAAAAUCUAACUAUUUUGUGCAUUUAAAUGUACAUAGUGUAACGUUGUAAAAUUUUAUGUAUCUUUUUAUUUUUACUUGAUAUUAAGUGACAUGACCAGUGUCUGCUUGCUCCCCGAUAAAAUCUACACCUAGCUAUCAUAUUAUAGCAUUGCACCUAUCAAUUAGUCAGGAGGCCUCAAAGACUAUUUAUUCUGGUCGUUUGGAUGUUAACAAACCAUAUAAAAAUCAAGCUACUGAUUUUAUAACAAUUGCAGGGCAGUUAUUAACACAAACAUGCCAAACCUACUCCCCAGGACAGGUGUUUAUCAUUUUUACUGGCUUCCAUAGUUCUUUCUCACUGAAGGUCUCUUUAAAUUGGAUCAAAGACAACCACUUUUCUAUCGUGUGAUCAUACUGUAGGCAGCCAUCUUGAAAUGAUCUACCUCAGUAUGACAGACCCACUUAAAUGCUGCUAUGACUCCCAGCAUAGGGGGUAGGCCUGGUGCUAUUGAUUGCUCUUUAACCUUGUUUUUAUUUGCUUUUUGUUUUUUAAAUCUUCAAAUUAUGUGCAAUAUUACUUUUCACUAAUAAAGGGAAUUUAAACGCUAACCCUGCUUCAUUUUUUGUCUCCACUUGAAAAAGCCAUCAUAGGUGAAACGCGUUGUGAAUAUUUUAUUCUGUAUUCGUAAUAAAGGUAUUCUGGAUACUUUUAA
Molecule: messenger RNA, 22451 nt
Organism: Pelobates cultripes (western spadefoot toad)
Lineage: Eukaryota; Metazoa; Chordata; Amphibia; Anura; Pelobatidae
Source: the annotation of a GenBank genome assembly